This is a messenger RNA of Syngnathoides biaculeatus (alligator pipefish), 1458 nucleotides long. It is a transcript of the gene aimp2, whose product is annotated as aminoacyl tRNA synthetase complex interacting multifunctional protein 2. Gene Ontology annotation, cellular component: aminoacyl-tRNA synthetase multienzyme complex. NCBI's taxonomy places the organism in Eukaryota, Metazoa, Chordata, Actinopteri, Syngnathiformes, Syngnathidae. The coding region runs from base 148 to 1122 and encodes 324 amino acids. The record is from RefSeq and is a predicted model, not a curated record. The transcript has 4 exons.
UGACGUCAUGUACCUUUUGUGUCAUUUCCGCUACGUGGGCUGUAGCUGGCUGGCAACAUCAAGCUGCUCCCUUUUCCGGCCUGCGUCUUGGAUUACUUCUUUUUUAAUUUUAUUAAAACAAAACACAAGUCGUGCCCUCUAUCCACCAUGUACCAGGUUAAGCCGAUGUGUGGGGGUGACGUCAAGGUUGAUUUGCCCACUUGCAUGUACAAGCUAGCGAAUAUCCACGAGCGGCCGCUGGGGGACACCUGCACACACGAGCACGCGCCGCUGCAGAAUGGCAUGGUGGACCCGUCCAUCAAAGCGCUGGAGACCCGUCAGGAUGAGAUCAUGCGUAAGCUCUACGAGCUGAAGGCGGCUGUGGAGGGCCUGGCAAAGACUGUGACCACACCCAAUGCUGACAUGGACCUGACGGUCAGCAGCAGCCUCUCAUCACAGAGCGCCAGUUUUCCUGUUUUCAAAGGCUCUGCUGACCUGGACAUGCUACUGGGCAAGGACCAUGGAGCUCUCCAUGACAUCGUCAUAAAUGCCAACCCAGCAAAGCCCCCCUUCACCCUCCUGGUUCUUCACAACCUGCUGUCUCAGCGCUAUCGAGUCCUCUCCACAGUCCACAUCCAUUCGUCGAUCAGCAGUGUGCCACCACAGCUCCUCUCCUGCCUGGGCCCGCGCCACCCGGACAGCUACGCCCGUCAUCUCUUCCAGCUUGGCUUCACCCUCAUUUGGAAAGACGUUCCAAAACUGCAGAUGAAGUUCAGCGUCCAGAACAUGUCCCCCAUCGAAGGCGAGGCUAGCGUGGCGCGUUUCCUCUUCAAGCUGCUGGCUCCAUACCCGUCCAACGCAGCGCUGGCCACCCUGGUGGACGACUGGGUGGAUACAGCCUUCCUCCAGCUGGCUGAGGGGAGCGCCAAGGAGCGGGCCACCGUCGUGCGCGCCCUCAACUCGGCAUUGGACUGCGACCCCUGGCUGGUGGGGUGCGAUGUCUCCCUGGCUGACGUGGCGUGCUACUGCUGCCUGCUGCUCAGCGGCGCCAUCUCCUCCUCGGUCCCCGCUAACGUCCAACGCUGGCUCGAGUCUUGCGAGAAUCUGGGAUAUUUCGCACCCGCCAAGGUACUCCUACAGUGACCCUGGCUUCUUGCGAGGAGGGCAAAGUGAGAGAAAAAUGGGCCAGCCAUGUCAGGAACACCUUCUCAUGCUUACCUCUUGACAGUAAUAUCAUUCUCCUAACAUUGAGGCACAGGUUGGGUCUUUUUGUGCCACGCUGCUUUUGUAUUGACAGAGAUUCUUAAAGGGAGGAAGCACGAGAGGACUGUGAAGACAAGGAUGUGCGAACACCUUUCACCCACUUUGUGCCUAUUGAAUAAAUGCCGCUUGGAAAAGUGUUUUGUGUGGUCACACAGUAUUAUAAGUAAUACUUUGUACCAAUUCAUUAAAACGUCCAAUUUGGAUCAAGCUUUUGAA